Cylicocyclus nassatus is the source of this 588-nucleotide messenger RNA. NCBI's taxonomy places the organism in Eukaryota, Metazoa, Nematoda, Chromadorea, Rhabditida, Strongylidae. The record is from the annotation of a GenBank genome assembly.
AUGCUUCACCUUAUCCUGAAAUCUUACGCAAACGCGUGCUGGUUGAAUUAUGAACAAGACACGCUCUCUUGUGAGUUGGAUGGUUCGGACAUUCCUGAAGGGCAACGAAUGAGCAUCCAGGCGGCAGUCAAAGGAAUUUUGCGUGUGUUGGUGCAGAACAUCGACCAAAUAGCGUCUAGUGCUGGUCAAUCCGCCGCUCCUACUGUCAAGGGGAUAGGACUACGACCCGUGCACAACCGUGGAGUACUUUUUCGGCUAUUUCUCGUUGCCAUCUCGUCUUUAUAUUUUGGAGGCUACAUUGCCCAUAAAGGUGCGUCUUACCUAGAGGAGAACGAAAUCUUUGUUCCCGCUGACGACGACGACGAUGAUGAUUGAUAACCGAUACUCACAGCGAGAUAUCGUGAGCAAUCACUCUGGAAGUGAGCUUAUCAAUCAGACUGUAAGCGGGUAAAUUUGCAUGAUUAGUCUUGUCAUUUAUUUCAUCUUGCCUAGCUAGAAUUAUAUGGAGUAUAGAAACAUGUGUCUUAAGGAUUACGGAGGCAUAAUAACCGGUGCACUCAUGAUUUCAAUAAAGGUAUCUCAUCUGCU